CAUGACUUCGAAUAUAGAUCGUUUAAUUUACAUGUGGAAUAUCAAAAUGAUAUUCGUAAUUUUCCUCAUGUUUUUCACUGUUUCAUAUGCAGACGAUUUAGAAGACAAUUUCAUACAGAAACUGACUUCUGAGGACGAGUUCAAAACGUAUAUUAGUGAUAACAAUUAUGUUUUUGUGGUGUUUGUUGACAGCUUUGACAGAAGUAAGAAUUUCAUGGAUGUGUUCUUCGAGAUAUCUGGAGUGACGCAGGAGAUUGAUGGGGUAAAGAUGGCGCUGGUGAAUCACACUGAGAAUAAAGAGAUAUCGUCACUGUACAAAGUGUCACGUGUGAAGCCAGUGAUCAUGUUAUUCAAAAACAAGAGGCCUCUUAUAUACCAACAUACCAAAGCCGAGGAAAGAACAGCAGAAUUACUCACCCAGUGGAUCAUUUCAAAGAUGGGCAGAGCUGUAAAAACCAUAAAAUCUCCUAAAUUAGCAAAACUUAUAACAGAACCAAACAGAAUAAACGUCAUUGGAUUCUUUAGAGACACAAAAUCGAAAGAAUUCCAAAGCUUGGAGGACGCUGCUUUUGACACGACUGACGUUGGAUUCUACACAGUUCAAGAUGAAUCAAUAUGGCAAGAAAAUGAGAUACAUCAAGACACCAUUGUCCUUUACAACGCAGAGAACAAAGAAAGUCAUAAAUUCAAAGGAGUGUAUGAUGCAGACAAGAUUCAGAAUUUCAUUGCUGUGCACUCGCUAGAUCUCCUUGAACAUUGGAGCAUGGAGACGAAAGACCUCUUCAAGCUAGAUGUUGACUUUCUUGUAGCAUUUUUUCCAUUUGAUAUAAGGAAGAUCACUGCAGUGAAGAAAUUAGCAGAGGACUACAGAGGGUCGGUGGUUUUUGUUUAUGUUGAUACCGUAUUUGCAAAGAAGGUAGCUCCAGCUUUCAAAUUGGUGAAAAUGCCAGUACAUAAUGACACAGUUGCGCUACGAUUUAUACGCAUGUCUGACACUGGUUUGGUAAAGUAUAAACCUGAUGAGGAUGGCUUGGGAGUAGAAGUAAUCAAGGCUUUUAUCGAAGAUGUCAAAGAGGGAAAUAUCGAGCCUCACAAAACAAGUGGAGAGGUUCCAGAAGGUUGGCAAGACAAACCAGUGAAAACUCUUGUGGGAAGCACAUUUGAUCAAGUAGUAAAAGACAGCAGUACACACAGAUUUGUAGAGUUCUUUGCUCCUUGGUGCGGACAUUGUAAGAAGUUGGCUCCAAUAUGGCAAGAGGUUGCAGAGAAGUAUGAACGUGAAGAUAAACUGGUAUUCGCUGCAGUGGACAUGAUGACAAACGAUAUAGAUGUCAAAAUUGCAGGAUUUCCUACAUUAUUAUUCUACGAAGCAGGGUCCAAUGAGCCUAUAUCAUAUAAAGGAGACAGAACAGUUGAAGGGUUAUCAUCGUUCAUAGACAGUUAUAUAAAGCCAUCAAAAGAAGAACUGUGAUCGCACCACGUAAUUUGGAAGUCAUGAAGUUGUCAUUUCAUCGUACAUCAAAACAACCAGUGCAGAAUAAGUGAACACUUUGGCAUUUGGUAUCAUUUGUUUGAAUAAAUAAAUAAGAUCAUUACAUUUAUUUUAAUAUUUUUUGAUAUUUGUAAAGCUCAAACAUGUAAGAUGACCAUAAGCCGAACAAUUUACUACAGAGA
Molecule: messenger RNA, 1674 nt
Organism: Owenia fusiformis
Lineage: Eukaryota; Metazoa; Annelida; Polychaeta; Sabellida; Oweniidae
Source: the annotation of a GenBank genome assembly